AUCUGAAACGCGAAUCUAACUCAAUAAUACAAAGAAACGAAAAUGUGGAGUUGGGUCGGUGUCCUGUUUUGCGUCAUGUAACUAGCACGUACAUAUGAUGUGAGCAACGCGCGGUGAUUUAUCACCGUUCGCGACCAGUCGUCAAUUUCAUAAAUUUUCGAUAAGAUCUUUAAUCUACCAAGGUCCGCGCGGAGCGUUCAUAUAAAAAGCAGCAAACGCUGAAAAUACCGUUUCGUCGAAGUAAUGCCGAUGUAAUUAGCGCGCAAACGGUAAUUGCUACCUCGUAGCAAGGAGAGAGAGAGAGGAAGAGAAAAAAAGAAAGAAGAGCGUAAAGUGUAGCAAAAAACGAGAGUGCAAGGGAAUCGCUUCCUUCGACCGAGGGGUGGUUUCAGUUUCGUUGUUCUCGCUCGCACGUGAGCGCAAACGGAAGGAUGCCGAGUAAAAGGGGUCUCACGCUUGCCGAAUCGCGAACAGAUCCAACAGUACCAAAUGAAUGUCUUCACUGUGUCUCUCCGCUCUCCUGUGCCCAAUCUGCGUAUUACGCCGGCCCUUUUUCUCUUCCCUGGCUGCCCUUUCCGCGUGACGGUCCGUUUACAACAAUCCUGCGAAUCCGACCGCAAUUUUUGCCGCUCAUCACACAGCGGCGCCCAAAGUUCUCUUCGCUGGCUCUCAUUCAACACAAACGCAGUUCCGAUGAAAAACAUCUCGUGUUACCUAAUUUAUUUCAACGCCACAGAGUUAUCGGUGAGCGCGUCCAAUCAGCAACAAUCAGACGUGUUCGUGGAACCGCUGUCGGACGGCAAGAUCACCGAGAUAAAAAACUGCAAAGAUCGGCCGCACAUUUGCGGAAAGGAGGCGGCGUGCCGCAGCUUUGAGGACAACUCGUCCAAGUGCGUCUGUCCGCACGAUUUGUCAUCACCCACACGGGACUUACGAUGUCCGAAUCGUCUAACCGUUCCCCUGACACCUCGACCAAUACACAACAUUAUACCCCCAUCUUCGAGCGCCAGCAACAGUACAAACAGUACGAGCGGGUUUCCGAAUGCUGAGCAGGUAGAAGAGCAGAUCUAUAGAGUACCUGAAAUAAUAGGAGUAUCUAUCGCAUUCUUCGUCGUAGUAGUAUGUUUAUUGGGGAUUCUGUAUGGCGUGAGAAGACGGAGUUACAGCAUCAAGUCGCAAAGAAGCUCGCUCUAUGCGACUCCAAUAAAUCUAAAGAAAGGAUUGUUGUUGGCGCACAAAUACACGCCCAAUCCUCAAUACUUCACCUGCGCCUCUCCGGAAGUUCCGAUCAUAGAACGCGAGAGCCUUGUAUUUCUUCACGACAUCGGCGAGGGAUGUUUCGGAAAGGUUUACAAAGGUGAGUUGCACAACGGCGACACGAAGGAAAUCGUCGCUAUCAAAGUUCUAAAGGACAGCGCUACGCGCGAGACCGAGGAGGACUUCAUGCGAGAGGUCGAUAUAAUGUCCACGUUCGGUCACACGAACAUUCUGUCUCUGAGGGGGAUGGUGCUGCGGGACGCGACGAACAAUCCGUGGAUGGUGUUCGAGUACAUGCCGUACGGCGAUCUCGCCGAGGUGCUCCGAGCAAACUAUCCGCAGUUCAGACCGUCCAAACCCGGAUUACAGCCAUUAACAAAGGAAUCGCUGCAUUCGAUCUCGAUUCAAAUUGCGGCCGGUAUGACUUAUCUUUCGGCGCAACGUUUUGUGCAUCGCGAUUUGGCGUGUCGGAACUGCUUGGUCGGCACGGGCCUGGUGGUGAAAAUCGCAGACUUCGGGAUGUCACGCGACGUCUACACCUGCGAUUACUAUAAGAUUGGAGGUUCGAGACUGCUUCCGCUCCGCUGGAUGUCGCCGGAAAGCAUAAUGUACGGUCGAUUCACGUUGGAGACGGACGUCUGGAGCUACGGCAUCGUUCUGUACGAGGUGUUCUCUUACGGAAAGCAGCCUUAUUACGGACACAGCAACGAGGAGGUGGUGAAACUCAUCCUCGAAGGCAUCAUGCUCACGCCACCGGACGAGUGUCCGGAUGUUGUUUGCGAGAUAAUGCGGGAAUGCUGGAAGAUCGAGCCGCGGGAGCGAAUCAAAUUUCCCGACAUUCUCGACAGACUGAAGCGGACGCAGAGUAAACUGUUCCAGCAAGGAACGUUACCCAGACCGCCGCAGGGCCCGGUGACAGUGCGCACCCCGGAUAACGUGGACCCUGACGGUUAUCUGCUCCCGGCGCCCGUACCACCUCGCGAGUAUUUGCAAGCCCUUCCGAAUCUGCCCGUCUGAUAUUAUCUAUAUUUGUGAGAGACUAUCGUGUACACGUGAUGUAUCAUUGUAAAGACUUUUCUAUUAUAUUUCCUCGUCGCAGCCAUAUUGGACCGUCACUUCGGUCAAACAAGAGAUCACGUUGAGUUUUUUUUAUUAACGUCUUCAACGUCAUUGCUUGUCUUUUUUAUAUAUAUACAUAAUUAAAUUAUUUUGUGUUCACACGUCCCAACACUUGACAUAUUUAGCUCCGCAAAAUCGGUGUGAAGUAUAAACAAAUUGCACUUCAGAGAAGUGAAUAAAAAGUAUUCUCGAUAUAGUUUAUAUACAUAUAGAAAGAUAUAUAUAUAUAUGUAGUUUACUAUUAAGUUACUGUUGAAACUUACUGUUUUUAUAAUACAAC
Molecule: messenger RNA, 2656 nt
Organism: Pseudomyrmex gracilis
Lineage: Eukaryota; Metazoa; Arthropoda; Insecta; Hymenoptera; Formicidae
Product: muscle, skeletal receptor tyrosine-protein kinase-like
Exons: 8
Coding region: 490-2274 (594 amino acids)
Biological process (GO): protein phosphorylation; cellular response to nerve growth factor stimulus; multicellular organism development
Cellular component (GO): signaling receptor complex; axon
Molecular function (GO): neurotrophin binding; neurotrophin receptor activity; transmembrane receptor protein tyrosine kinase activity
Source: RefSeq, a predicted model, not a curated record